GAGUGUCAUCCAGUAGAGUACGCUAUGCUCAUUACAUCUGUCUUCUUCUCACUCUCCUUGGAUGCACUAACAUGUCGUUGUCUAAUCUGCUCAUGAAAACAAAAAUACGCGCGACGAACGCGACUCGAGACACUACAAGACAAGCUAGCUGAUAUCGAUCAUUGUCUCCGCUCCUACAGAAAAAGCCACAAGCCGACUAUGGCUGAAGCCAAUGCCGCCGAAGAGGCACCCACUCGCUCCACGCUCCCCCUCAAAGGCUCCGUCAAGACCGUCUCCGAGUUCUUUGAAUAUGCCAUCAACACAAUCCUCUACCAACGCGGUCUCUAUCCGCCAGAAGACUUCAAAGUCGUCAAAAAGUACGGCCUCAAUAUGCUCAUCACUACAGACGACGAUGUUCGGCGGUAUAUCAAGAAGAUCAUGCAACAGCUCCAUAAAUGGCUGACUGUUGGGAAAGUCAACAAGCUCGUUGUUUGCAUAGUCAGCAAGGAAUCAACGGAGACCCUUGAACGCUGGCAAUUCGAUGUGGAUAUCGUCGCCUCUACAGUUGCACCCACUGUGGUCCUCUCCACUGUUCCUGCAGCGCAAGAACCUGCCUCUGCCCCUAUUGCACGCGACGAACAAGACGUGACGAAGGAGAUUCAAUCCCUCAUUCGUCAAAUCACAGCAUCUGUCACGUUCCUCCCCGAAAUCUCUGGUCGGGCUACAUUCAACGUGCUCGUGUAUACACCAAGCGAUCCAGAUCCAACACUCGCAACGCCCAAGGACUGGGUGGAUAGUGAUGCGCGACUUGUGAGAAAUGCUGAAGCUGUUCAACUUCGCAGCUUCAGCACAGGCGCUCACAAAGUUGGUUUGCAAGUGGCGUAUACCAUGGACGAGCAAGUCGUAUAAAUCAUCACACGUUCGACCGUUAGCGAUUUUAGCGUAU
This is a messenger RNA of Protomyces lactucae-debilis, 925 nucleotides long. Its product is annotated as mitotic spindle checkpoint component mad2. The transcript has a single exon. Lineage: Eukaryota; Fungi; Ascomycota; Taphrinomycetes; Taphrinales; Protomycetaceae. The coding region runs from base 199 to 888 and encodes 229 amino acids. Gene Ontology annotation, biological process: mitotic spindle assembly checkpoint signaling. The record is from RefSeq and is a predicted model, not a curated record. Gene Ontology annotation, cellular component: kinetochore; nucleoplasm; cytoplasm.